This is a messenger RNA of Malaclemys terrapin pileata, 4894 nucleotides long. It is a transcript of the gene ACSL3, whose product is annotated as acyl-CoA synthetase long chain family member 3. Gene Ontology annotation, cellular component: endoplasmic reticulum; lipid droplet; plasma membrane. The transcript is spliced from 17 exons. The coding region runs from base 452 to 2590 and encodes 712 amino acids. NCBI's taxonomy places the organism in Eukaryota, Metazoa, Chordata, Testudines, Emydidae. Gene Ontology annotation, biological process: neuron differentiation; long-chain fatty-acyl-CoA metabolic process; long-chain fatty acid metabolic process. Gene Ontology annotation, molecular function: long-chain fatty acid-CoA ligase activity. The record is from RefSeq and is a predicted model, not a curated record.
AAGGGGGACUGAGCGGGGCCUCGUUUGGCUCCGCGGUGCCGGCGUACGGGGCUGCGGGUGGGUGGUUACUGAAGGCAGCCGGCUGGCAUUGUGGGCACAGAGCCCAGGCUGGGCCCUAUGCGUUGCGGCCUGGACACCGGAUCCGGCAAGGCGUGGAGAAAAACUACCUGAAUACUUCUCUAGUUCUUGUAAAGGGGUGAAAAGUGCCCUCUUGGCUACCUGACUCAAUGGGAAGGAAGAAUUUUUUCAUUCCACCCAGCUGGACCACUAGAUUUCACCACACUUGCCUGUGACCGCUCCUGUGGGAUAAGCUGAGACUGAAGCAUCCAGCAGUGGCUUUCACAUCUUUACCUGCCACGAUGAAAAGUUGCAUAAGAUCUUCGCUGAUCUACAUGUAAUCAACAAAUUUGUCAAACUCCCGUGUGAUCUACAACAUUCACAAGUAGACAAAAUGAAGCUAAAGCAUACUAUCAAUCCUGUUCUUCUGCAGUUAAUAAACUUCAUAAUAUUGGUAUACUCAUUUAUAACAUACAUUCCAUGGUACAUACUAUCUGGCUCAAGACAGACCAUAGCAAAAUCAAAACAAAUUAAGGCUAAACCUGUGAAAAACAAACCUGGUAGUCCAUACAGGUCUGUUAACAGUUUGCAUUGCUUAGCUUCGGUUUUAUAUCCUGGAUGUGACACACUCGACAAAGUUUUCAAGUAUGCUAAAACUAAAUUUAAGGACAAAAAACUUUUAGGAACACGUGAAGUCUUAAAAGAGGAAGAUGAAAUCCAGCCCUCUGGAAAAGUUUUUAAAAAGGUCAUCCUUGGAAAAUACACUUGGCUCUCAUAUGAUGAAGUCUAUGUUAAAGCUACUAAUUUUGGAAAUGGCUUAGCAGUAUUGGGGCAGCAACCGAAGACUAACAUUGCUAUCUUCUGUGAGACUAGAGCAGAGUGGAUGAUCGUCGCACAGGCCUGCUUUAUGUGCAGUUACCAACUUGUUACACUGUAUGCUACUUUAGGAGGCCCAGCAAUAGUACACGGACUAAAUGAAAGUGAGGUGACAACCAUCAUUACUAGUAAAGAACUGAUGCAAACAAAAUUGAAGGAAAUUGUUUCUCAGGUUCCACUGUUGCGGCAUAUUAUUACUGUGGAUGGCAAACCAACAACAUGGUCAGAAUUCCCCAAGGGUAUCAUUGUUCACACUAUGGCUUCCGUGCAAGCAAUGGGGGCCAAGGCAGAUAUUGUAAGCAAACAGCAGGCCAGGCCUAUACCCUCAGAUAUUGCAGUAAUCAUGUACACAAGUGGAUCUACGGGACUUCCAAAAGGAGUCAUGAUUUCUCAUUGCAACCUUAUUGCUGGCAUAACUGGGAUGGCUGAAAGAAUUCCUCAUUUGGGGGAAAAAGACAUUUAUAUUGGAUAUUUGCCUCUUGCUCAUGUUCUGGAAUUAAGUGCUGAACUUGUUUGUCUGUCCCAUGGAUGCCGUAUUGGCUACUCAUCACCCCAGACAUUAGCUGAUCAGUCCUCUAAAAUAAAGAAAGGAAGCAAAGGAGAUGUUACUAUGCUUAGACCUACGCUAAUGGCAUCUGUACCAGAAAUCAUGGAUCGGAUCUACAAAAAUGUCAUGAAUAAAGUGAACGAAAUGACCAGUUUCCAAAGGAAUCUGUUUAUAUUGGCCUACAAUUACAAAAUGGAACAGAUUUCAAAAGGCUAUACUACGCCACUUUGUGACAGCCUUAUUUUCCGGAAAGUACGAAUGCUGCUCGGUGGUAAAAUUCGCACCCUACUAUGUGGAGGAGCCCCACUUUCUGCUGCAACUCAGAGAUUUAUGAACAUCUGUUUCUGUUGCCCUGUGGGACAGGGAUAUGGACUAACUGAGUCAGCUGGGGCUGGAACAAUCACUGAAGUUUGGGACUACACUACAGGGAGAGUAGGAGCACCUUUGGUUUGCUGUGAAAUCAAAUUAAUGAACUGGGAAGAAGGUGGAUAUUAUAAUACUGAUAAACCAUAUCCGAGAGGUGAGAUUCUUAUUGGAGGCCAAAAUGUGACCAUGGGCUACUACAAAAACGAAGAACGAACCAAAAAAGAUUUCACUGUGGAUGAGAAUGGACAGAGGUGGCUCCAUACUGGAGACAUUGGGGAGUUCCAUGCAGAUGGAUGUCUAAAAAUAAUUGAUCGUAAGAAAGAUCUUGUAAAACUCCAGGCAGGAGAAUACGUCUCUCUUGGCAAAAUUGAGGCAGCUUUGAAGAAUAUGCCACUGAUAGAUAAUAUUUGUGCAUAUGCAAGCAGUUUCCAGUCUUAUGUCAUUGCAUUUGUUGUGCCAAAUCAAAAGGAGCUUACAGAACUAGCUCGGAAGAAAGGAUUUAAAGGAACCUGGGAAGAGAUCUGUACCAGUGCUGAAAUGGAAAAAGAGGUACUGAAGGUAGUAGCUGAAGCUGCUAGCUCAGCUCAUCUGGAGAAAUUUGAAAUACCAAUAAAAAUUCAUUUGAGCCCUGAUCCUUGGACUCCUGAGACUGGGCUGGUGACAGAUGCCUUCAAAUUAAGACGCAGAGAGCUUACAUCACACUACCAGGUGGACAUUGAUCGAAUGUAUGGAAAAACAAAAUAAUUCUUUUCCUGCGCUUCUUUGCUACAGUGAGCUCAGAUCAAAUAGGAAAUACUUGAAUCUCGUGUCUCAGUACUUGAGACCAACACACAAAAACACCAUUCCUCAUUUUCAGCUUAAACUGUUACUUCUGAUAACAUCAGCAUCUUUACCUGUCAGGAUUAGUAAAAUGUUAAGGCAGCAAACUUGUGUCUGUCUCCUUUUUUCCAGUAUUCUCUGCUACCUUGUCAAUAUGUGGAUUUUCCUGAGUUCUUUUGAGAAACUGUGAUUUUGAAGCCUCAAGUUUUUAAAUAUGAUUUAUAAAUCCUGUAUAAUGUUCUGUUUGCAACUUUUUAAAGUUUGGAUGUAUAGGCAGAUAACUUGGCUAUGUAAGAAAUGGUUAUUCUGGGGGCCUUUUUUAUAUAAGUAUUUAAAUAUAAAAAGUGAUUGAUGUGAAAUUAUGUAAUCUGAAAAUGCUUAUAACUCAAAUCACUGUUGGACGGAAGACCAGAUUAUUUGUUGCUGUGCAAUUGUUCUUUGUAAAUUUAAGAAAGAAAAAGUCUGACAUUCUGACUUGUGAAAUACACCUGAAAUAUGUGCCUGAUGGUUGAUCCCUAAAUAUUUUAUUUUUUACCUAAAAAACAAAGGUGGGCAUGGCACAGCACUGUAUAUAAGCAGACAGCCCUGGAGAAUAUGUUGUUUGAGGCUUUAUUAAUGCAAAAGAUGCUAUUUAACACACCAAAAGCUACAUCUGUGAAUAAUCUGUCUAAUAUUGAAAUUCACUUUUAAAAUAUCUUCAUGCCAUUUUGUACAGCAGUUAUAUUGUUUAAACCUUGUGAGAACUUUUAAGUGUUAAGUAAAAUGAAUUCAGAAAGUUUGCUGGGACUUCAACAAAAUCAUCUCUUUUCUCAUCAGCCUUACAUACACAAUUCAGGUUUUCUGUUUUGUUGCUUGUAAAUCAUUGAUAAUAGUCAAGUUCAAACCUAGCUGCAGCCCAAAUCUUUUGGAGGGAAAUUUCUUAAAGGCCUAACUGUCCAGUUACGUACCAGUUGGAAUUGGGUAACUAACUGCCAUUUGUGCCUUUGAAAAUCUCCCCCUAAAUUAAUAAUUUCAUGUUCUUUUGUUUAUAAACUUUUUUUCUUUGAAGGCAAAUGUCUGAAGUAUUGUCAGUUAAGAGUCAUAUUUAUUUUACCUGCUUGGUUGUUUAAUUGUUGCAACCAAAUUCUUGAGUUAGUUGAUUAUAAAUAGUCCUGUGAAGCUUUCAUUUUGAGAGUUCUGGGUGCUAGCUAGGUCUAAAGUGGGAGCCUCUAGAUUGGUUUCAGAUAUGUAUUUUAUUAUUAGUUUUUUAAUAUAUUAAUUUAGAGAAAAUAUUCUGAUCAGGGUCACAUGAGAACAUGGAAAGCCAUACAUCAGUAAAUUUUGUGAUGGACCAGAUAUUAAAGGGGCUUUAAUUUGCUGAAAUGUCUUUCCUCAUAUGGUAUAUGUAAUUACAAUGUAAAAAGUCAGGUCUUUAUGCUCGCUUGAUGCAAUAGUUUGAUAACAGAGCAUUGGCGUACAAAAGACGUGCAGUACCUAAAACCACCCUUUUCUGCUGUUAGCAUUGGUAAAACUUUAACUUGGGAGUUUUAGGAGAAGGUUUCACACAAACUCUGAUGAAAAAAAUUAAUUCUGAAGUAUAUGAAAAUUAACACUCUGUGCAGUUGUAUAGGAGACCAAAGUCAAGUAGGUUCCCUGUGCUGGUGAAAGCUGAAUGUAUCAUACCUAGUUUCAGUCACUUAAAUAAUGGAAGAGUGAGCUGUAUUUUUAAUAGCUCUUACUGGAUUGCAAUGGAUUUGCACUGUGAGGUUUAGUGUAUUUAGUCAAAUGGAAUUGUCAGAAUUAAAAGGGGUUCAGAAUCACAUUUGUAUCAGAAAUGAGGUAAUGAGGCUGUUGUAAUCCAGGCUAUACAUCAUAUGAAUCUUAAGGAAGUUAUAAAUACAUGAUAGAUAUAUACAGAUAAGACUAAACUAGGAAAGUGAUUGAUUGAAGAAUGGGAGCGCAUGAACUGCCAAAUUCAAAGGAAAAGUAUCAUCCUGUUUUAGGUAUAGAAAAAUGUUUAAUAAAAUAUAGAUUUGCACUCUGUCAAAUGGCAUCAAGAAGCAAUAAGGUUCAUAAAUAGAGCCUGCAUUUGAAGCAAACGAUAUACUUUGCUCAAGGUUAUAAAUGUUUUUUUUUGUGAUCCUAGAAAAACAAAAGUAAUCCAAAAUAUGGCUAACAAAAUAUGUCCAGCAUCUCAAGACCACUGGUUGUACUCUGUAGUAUAUUAAUAAAAUUCUAAAUUUGAUUCUU